AUGGCAGGGCUUCCAAGAUUUGUAGUGCUAAAAUCCUUGAACCACAAAUGCUUGUGUUUAACAAAAAAUGUUCCAUAUGAGCCAGCAGGGUUCAUGAAGUGCAUUAGAGAACAAGUUGUGAGUCCACAGGCAAAGUUUGAAGUGGAGAUGGCAAAGACUGGGAAUGGACUGGUGCACAUAAGAUGCUGCUACAACAACAAGUACUGGGUGACAAACCAGGCUGCCAGGGAUGAUACAGUUUGGAUAGUUGCGUCCGCGGACAAACCAGAGGAAGACCAAUCAAAAAGCUCCUGCACCUUGUUCAAUCCUAGGUUUGCAGAAGGCCAAACACAAGUCCGAUUUAUCCACGUCCAACUCCGGAUCUCCGUAUCCUUGUGGAAGAGUGCUACUACAUUCGAGAAUGCCUUAUAUCUAGGAGGACGCGGCGAUGUUUUCGAAGUUGUUGACUGGGAAUCGCUGGUGAUACUUCCCCCACGGGUGGCCUUCAAAUCCUUAGAAGAUGGCAGUUACCUCUGUUCCCGCUGGAUCGAACGACACCCAUAUCAAAGGUUCGAGUCCAACUUGGAUGUUGGAGAUCCAUUGGUGGCCAAGGAGUUAUUCGUUACUGCUGAUGGAAGCCUUCGUAUAAAGGACGGGCACUACGGCAAAUUCUGGAGGCGUAGCCCUAACUGGAUCUGGGCUGAUGCAUCAUCCGAAAACACGUCCGACGACACUUUGUUUUGGCCUGUCAAAAUCCAAGACAAUGUCAUUGCUCUUCGCAACUUGGGUAACAAAAAUUUUUGCGGUGGACUCACCACCGAAUACAAAACCAACUGUCUCAACGCCGCCUACCCUAAUAUCUGUAAACAGUCAAAGCUGGUGGUGGAAGAGCUUGUUCUUUCAAGGAACAUCUACAAUAUCAAUUUCCGACUCUCCGACUCCAGGAUCUACCACGAGCAGGUCAUAGAAAUGGACACAGCUCUCGCCGUUAAUGACAGCCCAAACAGAGACUCCACUAUCAGCCUCAAGUUUGCGGAAAAAGAUUCCAGGACCCGUAGUUGGAAUGGCAGCGUUUCAUUGAAGUUGGGUGUCAAAACAACUCUCGAAGUCAAAUCUGUUCCACUAAUUCUUGACGGAAAGAUCGAACUUUCGGCUGAGGUUACGACAGCAUGCCAGUGGGGAGAAACUACCACAGUUGAACAUACCAGGGAAGCCAAUUAUGCUGUUGUUGUGCCACCACUAUCCAAGAUGAAGGUGAGUCUCAUAGCUUCAAGGGCUUCAUGCGAUGUGCCCUUCUCGUACAGUCAGCGUGACAUUCUCACUGAUGGCCGAACCGUUACCAAAACCAUGGAUGAUGGCCUUUUCACUGGGAUUAAUGCCUACAAAUUUGACUACCAAAACCAGGCAUCCUACGAUGGCCAGCCUCUCUCUGUCUCUAGCCCAUGGAGGCUCCCGCGCGCUGUGUACUUUGGGAUUUGUGUGAUUCUGGUGUUUAGUGUGUUGCUGCCUUGGCUGCAUUUGGUGUAA
Messenger RNA from Rosa chinensis, 1506 nucleotides. RefSeq lists its product as uncharacterized. Lineage: Eukaryota; Viridiplantae; Streptophyta; Magnoliopsida; Rosales; Rosaceae. The record is from RefSeq and is a predicted model, not a curated record. Gene Ontology annotation, cellular component: extracellular region. The coding region runs from base 1 to 1506 and encodes 501 amino acids. The transcript has a single exon.